AUGGCGCAGUUAUCGGAAACGUGGCAGCAGAAGCAGCUGCUGCAGUCCUUCUGCAGCCAAGCUGCAUCUGCUACCGUGCUGCGCCUCAGCAGGGCCUGUGCAGUGGCCGGAACAGCAAAUGCACUAGAAUAUCUGGACGUAUUGUUGUCGCUGUACGGUGACUCUCUGUGCUGCACUUUGUUACCGGACUCUGCAUCAGCAGCAGCAGCAGCACAUGAACGGUCAGUAGGGACACCACGUGAAGAUGCCCGCACCACAAGUAAUCUUAGUGGGGGCUCUGCAACUGGCUUCGCCCUACCCUCAUAUUUGGAGAGAUCUUUCUGGGGGCCUUUAAAAUUGACGGACGAGUCUGUCGAUGAGGGAGUCGCCGCUUUUGCUGCAUGUACACUUCAAUACGCGACAGUUGAAGGAGCUGCAAGCCGAAGGACACAGGGAGACCAAGGGCUGAUUUUGACUUACGGAGCAAGUGGACUUGUGCGGUUGAUGCUGCUCACCCUGCAAGAGACGCAAAAGCAGACAGAGCAAGAACACUUGAAGGACUCUGCACUGCGGACUGGGGCUCAUAGGCUUGGCGGUGGUAACAUCCGGAGAAGCGAUGUCAGCAACCAGCCAUGGGCUAAGAUGCAACUCCUGCAGAAGUGGAAGGGUACCUCGAGUGUUGCACGCGUCGCCUCAAUUUCCGAGCCCUUGACGGUUUUCACUUCAGCUACUGCUGCAGCUGCCGUGGCACCACCAGGGCUGGCAGCAUCAGCGUCAGAGACGGUAGCAACUGUUCGUCUUGCUGCCGUUGGCUGCGUCGGGGGAGAAGUAGAGGUGGUGCUCCUGCAGCAGACAGUAGCAACUCCCUGCUGCUCUCUGAAGCAUCCUGCUGGCGUCACUGUACUUAAAUUCCAUCCAUCUCGAGCACUGCUGGCGGCCGGUACCGCCGACGGCUUGGUGCGGGUAUACGAUCUAUCAUUUGCGGCAGCUGCAACCAUAGCAGCAGGAACGCCUGCAGCGGCAGAACACGUGCCGUUCGUAACCCUGAAGGACCAUGUCAACAGUAUAAGUGCACUUACGUUCCUUCCAGCGGUUGCCGCCGCUGCGCUGCAGCAGCCAAAACAGCUACGGAAAUAUGCAUUAUCAUCGGCAACAACGCGUUUUUUAGAUGUGUUGGUGUCUGCGGGGACGGAUGCUUUGAUCAAUGCAUGGUGCUUAAAGAUCCUACCGCACACUGCAGGGCUGUUGCUCAUGCCACAGCAGUUUGAUCGGCAGCACACGUUGCAGCAGCUUCGGAAGAGCGCCGUGCGGCUGCAGAAGGGAUUGCAGCAGAAGAAGCAGCAAAAGGGCUCAGAGCAGGAGCAGCACGAGUAUCUUCUGUUGAUGCAGCUGCCAACAGUUGAGGUAGUCACAGCAAUGACGGUUGACUUUGCAGCGGAGGAGCCACUUUUGCUUUCCGGAGGAUCCGAAGGCCUUGUCAAGCUUUGGGACCUCAAGCAAAAGAAAGUCCUUAAGGUACUAAAAACAGUGGCAGCGCUUUCAGGGGGAGCCACGGGAAGGCCGGAAAGAGACGAUGAUCUGGGCGCCUUCAUUCGGACUCUGCUGCUGCUGCCCACAAGCAGCAGUUACAGUGACCGCUUGAAGAGAUUUUUCACAUUGUUAGUUGCACAGGACUCCGGACUAAUAUCUGUGGUUUCCCCGCUGCCGAAGUUGGCGAAUUUGUGUCAUGUUAAGACCCUUUGUGCAGCAGAGAGUGGAGUACCAAGGGCGACUACAACAAUGAUAUGUUUGCUCGGACGCCUUGAUGGCCUUUUCGCCUGCCGAUGGGUUCCUCAACCUCCAGAGGAGUGCCGGUGUUCCUAUUGCUGCUGCAGUUUGAGGAGGAAUGAACGCUAUGCAUCAGGCUACUACCCGUCAACUCUGUUGGCACUAACAGGCGACCCAUGCGGCUGGCUGAUUGAUUUGGGGUCUGGGAGCUUAGGGAGCAAACCCCUAGGGUUUCCAGCUUCAGGGUUUACGAAACAGGGCCAAACGGAGGCCUUUGGACAUCAGGGAGCCGUCUCUUGCUGCGAUAUCUCGAAGAGAGGUUGCUGGGUGCUGACUGGGAGCCGCGACGGUGCCCUUUGCCUCUGGCAGACCGCCUCGGGUCACCUCGUUGCCAAACUUGAGGGAGCCCAUGAGGGGUGCAUCACUGCCGUCGCCUUCCAACGCAAAAAUUGGGCUAAAGCGAGUCAGCUCCUGCAACGACCUCCACAAAAUCAGGCGCAAGAGGAUAACAGGGUGCUUGAGUGUAUGUGUGAUUGCCGGGGCAUUUCGCCCUCUGAACCCCAUGCCCUGUUGUUCGUUUCUUGCUGCGAGAAAAACAGCCUCAAAUUGUGGCGAGUCCGCAUUCCUCAAGGCAUCUUCGCCAUUCCCCACUUACAAAACCAAACAGAUGCUGAAGCAGAGGAUGGAGUGGAAGCAGCAGCAGGGAGAGGUCGAGCCAAUGGGGCACGUGAUGACUCAAGGGGACCUACAGGGGGGCUUCCGCUGACCGAGAUGGAGUGCCUUGCGACCGUCGUUGCCCACAGCAGAGAAAUCAACGACAUCAAAUUCGCACCAAACGAUAGCCUGGUGGCCACGGCGAGUACGGACAAGACUUGUCGCCUGCUUUCUGUGCCUUCACUCGCACCUGCGGGUGAACUGCGGGGUCACAGGAGAGCUGUGCAGGAGUUUCAGUUUGCGGAGCGAGAAAGAGUCGCGGCCACCGCCUCCCUGGAUGGCACCAUUAGAUUAUGGAAUCUCAGCUCUUUUACAUGCAUCAAGACCCUACAGGGAGAUGUGGCGUUCCUCUGUGUGCGCUUUUUAUCCCUGGAUACGCAAGUUCUCGCCUUUGCUGCCGACGGCUCCGCACGGCUUUUCAACUGCCGUACCGCGGAUUGUGUAUGGGCACUCGACUUAUGGGGCGCUGCCGCUGUCUCGGGAGGCGCGGACGGCCGCCUCUGCGUUUGGCGGGACGUCACCGCCGAAACGAAGGCUGCACAAAAGGUCAAAACAGAGCUGCCCGAUAUGUGGGCUGCUAGCAACUGGCUAAUGAGUAAGCCAGCGAUCUGGGUAUUUACUGGGAGGCAGGCAUAUCGAAAAUGGAGAUGCUGCUUGUGUGUAGCAAUGUGUCAUUCGCUGCAGUUGCAUUCAUUGGAGGAGCAGCAACAACUUGCUGCUGCACAGAGAAUGGAGGCUGAGGGGCGGAGCGAAGAGGUUGUGGAUCUGCUGUUGCAGCUGAGAAAGAAGUUUGGCCUGGCUGCCUUUGUACAAAGGCGGAUUGUGCAUUCUCUUGCACAAUCUCUCAAUAGAGCAAACCCUGCUGCGCUCAUGCGCACAGGAGACGCUUCAUCACUUUUCCUGCUGCUACCACAGCUGCAGCAACAGCAGCCUUCAGAGCGGAUCACACAGGGAGACACUGAUUGGGCACUUUUGGUUGGGGCGCUUGGCCAUGAAGAGGCCAGAACUCUUCUAGGCUUUGUCGCUGAGUGGACAGCGGAGCCAGCAAUGGCAGCAGCAGCCCAUGGGCUACUGAAUCUACUGCUGCGGAGGCGGCGAACUGAAUAUCUCUUUGGCGGCAGUACCAGCUACGGCAAGCAAGAGGAUGCAGGCGCAGAUGCUUCUUGGAUCCGAGACAGGCAUUCGACAGUGGGGAACAAGCCGGCAGGGCAGGUCCUCAGGGCCUUGGAGCUCUGCUCACAGAGACAGGAGCGCCGUGUGGCAGCGCUCUUGCAAAAGUCGUUCCUCCUAGACCUCCUGCUUCCCGGGGCUGCUGCGGUGCAAGAAGAACUACAUCAACUGUUGUUCCCGCUGCAGCAGCAUGAACCGGUGGGUAAGAGGAAAGUGCCAUUCAGCAUCAAGAUGGCAGGAAAGAAGAGGCAAAAGGUCCUGCAGGACCAGCAGCUGCAGCAUCUGCAGGAACAGCCGUUUGUCCUCAGUGCUGAGGCUUUGCAGCCACACUUCGGCACCGAGUUCACGGAGCGCUGCCUCUAUGGGGAAACGUGA
Cyclospora cayetanensis is the source of this 4005-nucleotide messenger RNA. RefSeq lists its product as uncharacterized. The coding region runs from base 1 to 4005 and encodes 1334 amino acids. Gene Ontology annotation, cellular component: 90S preribosome; small-subunit processome; nucleolus. The record is from RefSeq and is a predicted model, not a curated record. Gene Ontology annotation, molecular function: U3 snoRNA binding; protein binding. Gene Ontology annotation, biological process: endonucleolytic cleavage to generate mature 5'-end of SSU-rRNA from (SSU-rRNA, 5.8S rRNA, LSU-rRNA); endonucleolytic cleavage in 5'-ETS of tricistronic rRNA transcript (SSU-rRNA, 5.8S rRNA, LSU-rRNA). NCBI's taxonomy places the organism in Eukaryota, Apicomplexa, Conoidasida, Eucoccidiorida, Eimeriidae. The transcript is spliced from 14 exons.